UGGCCAGGCACGCGGCUCGUUGGAGGGAAGAUGGCGGUGACCGGCUGGCUGGAGAGUCUGCGGGCGGCAGAGAAGACGGCGCUGCUGCAAGACGGGAGAAGAAAGGUGCAUUAUUUGUUCCCAGAUGGGAAGGAAAUGGCCGAAGAAUAUGAUGAGAAGACAAAUGAACUACUUGUGAGGAAGUGGCGUAUGAAGAGUGCCCUGGGAGCCUUGGGCCAGUGGCAGAUUGAGGUGGGAGAGCCAGCGCUCCUAGGAGCGGGGAGCCUGGGGCCUGAACUCAUCACGGAAAGCAAUGCCAAUCCCAUAUUCAUGCGCAAAGACACCAAGAUGAGUUUCCAGUGGCGAAUUCGAAACCUGCCGUACCCUAAGGACGUUUACAACGUCUGUGUGGACCAGAAGGAGCGCUGUGUUGUCGUCAGAACAACCAACAAAAAGUACUACAAGAAGUUCUCCAUUCCUGACCUAGAAAGAUACCAGCUACCUCUGGAUGAAUCCUCACUGAGCUUUGCUCACGCCAACUCCACUCUCAUUAUCUCUUACCAGAAGCCAAAGGAGGUCCUGGUAGCUGAGUCAGAGCUGCAGAAGGAACUGAAGAAGGUAAAGACAGCCCACAGCAGUGACGGGGACUGCAAGACUCAGUAGCUGCCGCCUGAGCCUGACUUCUGACACUGGGUGGGUGAGGCUUUUCCUGUAGGCCUGUGAGACUUCGGGCUUGGGCCUUUCUGGCACAGGGGCAGCCUCUCUUCUCCCAGGAGCUGUCUAGGCUUUGUAAGAACUGGGCCUCAGGGCAUUCCUAGCCCCUAGGCUGUGGUCUUCCCUCCUGAGUAAAGUAAUUCUGAGUCAG
This is a messenger RNA of Budorcas taxicolor (takin), 844 nucleotides long. It is a transcript of the gene DPCD, whose product is annotated as deleted in primary ciliary dyskinesia homolog (mouse). The coding region runs from base 31 to 642 and encodes 203 amino acids. NCBI's taxonomy places the organism in Eukaryota, Metazoa, Chordata, Mammalia, Artiodactyla, Bovidae. The transcript is spliced from 6 exons. The record is from RefSeq and is a predicted model, not a curated record.